UAUAGUCGUCUGCAUUAGCCGUCUUUUCAGACACAGCCAUCAUGAAGCUGCCAGCAACUCUCCUGCUUCUCGCUCUGCUUUGUUUCCAAUGCUCCUCAGUUCCUGUGAGCCGACCAACAAACUGGCUCAGAGAGUGUCGUGCUUCCACCAACCUCUCCAUCACAGCACUGGGGGUGCUGCCCGGUGGUGGCUGGGACAACCUCCGCAACAUGGACAUGGGUCGAGUCAUGAACCUCAGCUACUUCCAGUGCCAGACCACCGAGGACGGGUACUACCUCAUCCCAGACGAAGUGUUUGUCAUCCCCCAGAAGGAGACUGGUGUGGAGACAAGCUCCGAGGUCAUCACCUCAUUCCUGGAGCAGAAGAGCUCAACUUCAAGCUCCAUAAAUGCAGAUGUGUCCUUCUUCAGUGUGCUGAAUGGAAAAUUUUCAAUGGAGCACACAAGAAUGAAAACUCAUCAGGUCAAAGACUCUUCAUCUACAACCAGGGUGCAGGUUCGAAACUUCAUCUACACAGUGAAGGCGUACCCAGACUUCACUCUGGACGUUCGCUUUGCUCAACAGGCCAAACAAAUUGCUGAUGCUGUUGAAAACAACCAGACAAAGUAUGCAAACUACCUCUCAGAGAGAAUGAUCGUGGACUUCGGUACUCAUGUUAUCACCAGUGUCGACGCCGGGGCUCUUCUGAUGGAGGAGGACUACCUUACUGCUUCAUACGUAUCGGACAGCUUGUCUCAAAGUUCCACCAUCAAAGCUCAGGCAGGCCUAAACUUCUUUGACAAAGUCAAAUUUGACAUAAGCAGUCAAAAUACCCAACAGAGUUCAUCGCUUCAAACCUAUCAGUCAAACAUUCAGUACUCCCUGGUCCAAAGCCACGGAGGCGGCACGCCUUUCUACCCUGGCAUCACUCUGCAGAAGUGGCAGGAGAGUACGAGAAAUAACUUGGUAGCUAUUGAUCGCUCAGGUUUACCCCUCCACUACUUCAUAAACACCAACACUUUUCCUGAUCUGCCACAGCCGACAUUGAGGAAAGUGUCUCUCAAAGUGAGUCAGGCCAUAGAGCGCUACUACAAGAUCAACACUCGUCCUGGUUGUGUAGACGUUACGUCCCAAAACUUCAACUUCCAGGCCAAUGUUGAUGAUCAUUCCUGUGAGGGCCCUGCUGCGAACCUCAGUUUUGGUGGAGUGUACCAACAGUGUUCUAAAAUCAGUGCGAAUGCAGGCCCACUUUGUGAUAGUCUGGCCCAGAAAAACCCAGAUACAGGUGAUUUCUCCUGUCGUCCACCCUACUUCCCAACUUUACUGAGAUCAGAAGUCACGCAGCAGUCUUACAGUGCAUAUGAAUGUGUGGAGCAUUCGUAUUCAUGCGGAUUUUUAUGGUUGAAGACUUGUUAUCGUAAACGGUGUUCAGACCAAAACCAUGUUCGUUCUGCUCGCAUUGAGACCUACUGGUGCUCUGUGAAUGGAACGGCCCCAGAAAACUCUGGUUAUCUGUUUGGAGGCAUCUAUAGUCCCUCUGCUGCAAACCCAGUCACCAACUCCAAAAGCUGCCCCCCAAACUUCAUUCCUUUAAAGUUUCUCUCUGACGGUCAAAUCAUCUGUGUGAGCAAUGACUUUGAGAUGGGCACCAGAUACUCAGUGCCGUUCGGAGGCCUCUUCAGCUGUCAAGCAAGCAACCCACUGGCAAAGUUUCAACGCCGCUGCCCCCCUCAAUUCAGUCAGCAUCUUGCUACAGUCAGUGAUGGCUGUGAAAUCCUUUACUGUGUCAAGUCUGGACUGUUCACAGGUGGACAGCUGCUCCCAGUCCGUCUGCCUCCAUUUACAAAAUCUCCCAUCAUGUCUCUGUCGCCCACUAACACAGUGGUGGUGAUGACUGAGGGAGAUAUGAACUGGGUGAGAGUGGGCAAGACGAAGGCAUGGAAGCUCGCCAAACCAGAGGAAAUCAAGCAAAUGGUAUUAGAACUUAACCCAGAUGUGAAUGAGAUGACUGCUGGAGAAAAGACAGGGGUGGCAUUUGGGGUCAUGGGUUUGAUGUUGCUGGUGGUAGUGGUGGCAGUAUUCCUGGUGAAGAGACGGAGGAGGGUGUCUGGGCUUGGGACAACUAUAGACUAUGAGGAAAUAAGUGGUGAGAACGAGAGGCUGACAGUGACGGAGGAAGCUUGAGAACUUAAAAGAGCAUUAAUAUGCACUGAGAAAAGAGACAACCAUAUGCAAUGUAAGAGGUUUUGCCUUGACAGGCUUUUGGCUAUAUGCUUGUUCAAAUUUAAAUGUGUUUCUCUUAUGGAUAUACUGCACUUUCACAUGUCAUUGUAACAUAUUUUAGAAAAUUAUCACUUUUGCUGCAUAUCACUGAAUUUCAUUAAAAAUUAAAAUGUCAAACAACCGUGUGAAAAGUAUCUCUCAGCAACAAAAACAGUUCUUGCUUCUGUCAGUAGCAUCCAUUUCACACCUGCAGUCACUGUCUGACUGCCAUACAGAUACAGAGCAACU
This is a messenger RNA of Salarias fasciatus (jewelled blenny), 2489 nucleotides long. RefSeq names its product macrophage-expressed gene 1 protein-like. The coding region runs from base 42 to 2162 and encodes 706 amino acids. The record is from RefSeq and is a predicted model, not a curated record. Lineage: Eukaryota; Metazoa; Chordata; Actinopteri; Blenniiformes; Blenniidae. Gene Ontology annotation, biological process: defense response to bacterium. The transcript is spliced from 2 exons.